GAGCCGCGCUGGGCCCGGCGGCGGGAUGGCGGUGGCGCAGGGGACGGCGGAGCCGGCGGACGACAGCGAUUCGGAUGUCUUUGAAAUUACUCUUCCUAUCACUGUCUUUGUUCUGAGCGAUGAUGAUUUUCUCCAGGAUGAGGCUGAGGAGCAAGCGGCCUCUGCUCCCCAGCUGAGCGAGGAGGAGGAGGAGGAGGUUGAGAGCUGCGUUUGCCUGGAAAGCUACGUGACGCCUUCGGGUGACAGUAACAGUUCAACCAUUUCGAAAGAAAACAAGAGUGUUUCAAAUAAGGAAAAUAGUGUGGAAUGCUCUGAAGACAACUGCUUUGCUGAGGGUGUGUGUAACAGCUCAAAAUCAUCUUUAAGUGAUGGGGGCGAUGCAGGCACAGGUAAAUAUAGCCCAAAUGAUGUGCUGCCUGCAUCAUCUUGCAUAACAGAGCUUACAGACCAAACUACUGACACGGAAGAGUGUGAUGGUGAUGACGGCUUUCAGAAGAUUCCUCCUCCUCUCCUCUCCUCUGCUGGCAGUGAAGGUAGAGAAGAUCCCAUCAACACAAACAAGCAGUUGACAUCGGCAGUGAUUCCCAGAUGCUGUGAGGAACCCAGGCACGAAAAGGAAUUCAGAAAUGGGGAGGAACUCUUCAGUGUUGCAAGUGUUGUUCCUGGUGGCACUCAAGAGCACCAACCCAAAAUCUGCGAGGAGAUAGAGACAGUUGUUGAAAUGGAAGAUCCGUAUUCUUCAAAGAAUGGAGUCAGUAAAGCUAAUACCAAAAAAAGAAAGAGAAACAAAUUCAGAAAUGAAGCUCCGAGUUCUCUCUUGGAACAUGGCUUGAAAGAAGCAGCAAAAUCAACCUGUAAUAAUUCAGCUAUGUUUCUUAGUGGAUGUUCUCCUUCUUCAGAAGAAUUGCUGCAAGAUGUAGGGAAACCGGAGAUGAAGGCUUCCACUUCUGCUGAAUCAAAUAUUACUGGAGACCAUAUUUAUAAGACAUUAACACCAUUUUCUAAAAAAAGAUGUCGGCAACAAAAAGUUGUUUCUCAGCGCGCAAGCCCAAAAGAAUUCCAAAGCCAGCAAGAGGGUUUAUCAUGGCUAAGUAGCAGUGUGACCAUCAAACCUCUUCCUCAAGCAUCUAGUUCUAUAAAUAAGCAUGAAAGGUUGAAUUUGAAGUGCAGGUAUUGUGGCUCUGCAUACAAAUGCAAUGCGCAUCUAAAGAAACAUGUUUAUUCAGCCCAUAAAGAUAAGAAAAUACAUAAAUGCUGCUUUUGUAAAAGAACUUUUUUCUUUUCUAUCAACCUUAAGAACCACCUUAAAUUUCAUAAGAAAAUCAGUAGGUUGCAGAAGGCAAGAAAAAAUAGGUUUAAUGCAAAAAAAGUUAGGCAGAAGAGGUCUGAAGAAAAAAAAUCUGAGACUAAGAAGAAAGAAAGUAAGUAUGAGAAAUUCUUCAUGAAAAUGGAAAGGGACUUUACACCUUUGAAUGAGCCAGUUAGUUUUUCCUGCAAAACUUGUUUCUUUGCUUCAUCACAUCCUAGGACUUUUAUUCAUCACGUGAAGGGACAUAAAGAGAGACCACCUUACCAGUGUCCUCAGUGUGAUUACUCCUGCUUUAGCUUAUUGUAUUUGUUAAAACACAUGUACUGGCAUGCUGGGUAUAAACUGUACCAGUGCAAGUUUUGCACCUUUUUUUCACUGUAUUUUUCAAGUAUGGUAAGGCACAGCUACAAACACACAGGGGCUAAACCAUAUUCCUGUGAGUUCUGCCAGUCAGCCUUCACAAGCACAACUGGGUUAAAAAACCACAGAAGAUUACAUGCAGGCCAAGAAAUGUACCAAGGGCAUCAAUUUGACUUGGUAGGUGGAAAAAAGAAAAAUCAAAGACCUUUACGCAGUUAUGUAUGUAAUGAGUGCAACAUAGUGUUUUACACUAAAGGACAUCUCAGCUUUCAUAAGAAAUUUCAUGAACAGUGUAAGGCUAGUGGUAAUAGUUGUACAAAUCAGAGCAAUAAAUACCAUAAAAACAAAAUGCACCAAGUUGACAGUGAGUCUCAGGACCAUAUUUCUCUGUCUCCUUCUGGUAAAAAAAGUGUUGGUGUCAGUGGGAGAAUGCUGGCUUCAGAAGUAGACUUUGAGGAGGCAGGUGUCGUGCAGAACAAAGAGAAAAUAUGCUCUGGAAAGAAAUUCCCUGAAAAGAGCCAUGGAAGCAACAACUUAACCAGUACUGGGAAUAGAUCAGAAGUUCCUCUGAAUUCAUCGAAAAUGGACAGAAUGAAUUGCAAAGAGGAACCACUCUUCAACUCCAAGGCCUCUCAUUCACAAGUUCAAGAUGAUGAUGCCUAUCAUAGAUUGGUGGAAAAUUUAAAGGAUACAUGGCCUUUCAGUUUGUCUACCUUCAAAACCUACAAGUGCCAACACUGCAGUUAUGCUACUGCUGUUCAUAGCGACUUUAAGCUGCACCUAAAAAUGCAUCCAGAGGAAAGACCAUUUAUGUGUAAAGAGUGCACUAAGACGUUUAAAACCUUGGAUCAUUUGCAGAAGCACAGCCUUGUUCACAUAAAUAAUGGAUACGAGUUUGGGCAUUGCUUCUAUGUAGACAGCCAUUUAGAGAAUCAGGAAUUGCAUCAUGAAAUGCAUGUAAGUAUAUGUCCAGAGAGAGAUUUUGGUUCCUCAGAAGGUUCAGCCCCGAUCCAUUCCUUGUUUGGUUCGGAAGUCUGUGGAGUACAACCAGAAGUCCAGAGGGGCAAAAUAAGUGAUUUGCUAGCACAGAGUCAGCCACCUUUCUAUCAUUGUGCCGAGUGCGACUAUGCUACUUACAUUUUAAGCAACCUCAAACUACACGUGAGAACUCACACAGGUGAGAAACCUUACAGCUGCAGCAUUUGUCUGAAGAAGUUUCGUACUUCCAGUCACCUGAAAAGACACCGAGUCACACAUUUUAAUAUGGAUUAUCUCAAGUGCAGCAACUGUGACUAUUCAACAAACAAAUGGCUGUCUUUGAAACGGCAUCUGGCUUCACACGCUUGUGAGGAAAGCUCAUCUACUGGCAGUCCUUACCAACAAAUGCAGCUACCAGUCAAAACAUACACGUGUGAAGAGUGUGGCUAUUGCACAGCCCACAAUGGAAACCUGAAGCUCCAUUUGAGGAUUCAUACAGGGGAGAAGCCGUUCAAGUGUGGACAGUGCGCUCACGCCUUCCGCACAUCCAGCCACCUCAAGCGCCACUUACUGACUCAUUUGAAGUUCCACUGCAGAAGGUGUAGAUUUUCCACGGUAGAUAAAUGUGCUUUCCAAAAGCAUGUAAAGACACAUAAAAAAAAGUACAAGUGUGAAAAGUGUAAUGUGACACUGCCUACCAGAAGACUUCUGAAAAAGCAUGAGCAGCAACAUAAGCUUGCGAAUUGCAAACUGGCGCUUGGUUCUGGAGAGGUUUGUGUGCCCUGAGUGUUUAUUCCUUUACAUUCCUCUUCUGUCCCAGAAUGAUGGCUGGUAAUGGAAGCAUCCAGCAUUUUGGUCCAGUGACCAGUGAAACUUGGCAUACUGGUUUCUUCCAGGUUCUUCCAAGAGCUUCACUUCUAGCACAAUCUGUGCUAACUAAGAUCUUGGAGGCCCUUUUUCAUGCCUGAGUAAUGACCGUGAGGUCAGUUAUGAUUUGGCCAGUAUUCAGUUUGAAGAGUUACCUGUGCCACUUAUUUUCUUGUAAAAAAUGAGUUAAAAAAUCUUGUCUGAUGGAAAGAAUGUUUAAAGGGAUGGGAGAAAGUAUAGUAAUUACUUUUCAUUUUAAAAUUGUCUGUUUGUUUGGAGGCUUAACACUACGUCCCAUCUGCUGCAAGUUGCAUUCCCUACUCCCAGGUUCUUCUGCAAUACCUGCAAGAGAAAAAAAAAUAGCAUCUCACAAUGUUACAGAAAGAAAAGAUUCAUGUCAUCACUGGAUAAUUGGGAUAUGAAAAUGUAUUCUGUAUAUAUGUGUAUAUAAUGGGUUUAUUAAGCAGUUACCUUUUCUGUAGUUUUGAUAGUCUUUUGAGUAGUCUGACAGAAAUAGCAUUGUUCUUAAGCAGAGAUUGUAUGAUACUAAGAAUCGUUAAAUCUUCAAUAAUUUUUUGUUUAAUGUUCAUCUAGUAUGAAAUACCUUUUCUCAGGCUGGCAGGUACUGUGCUAUUUGUUUCUUAAAAUGGACAAUAUAAUACUUUUCAAAUAACUUCUCUGUUGAUUUAACCACUUGCUGAUGAAUUCUGAAUACUACUUAGUUACACUGCAAACCCUAGCAGUAUCCUGAACUGUAAAAUUUACUUUGUUAAGGAGUUUUACUGUGCUUCUAAAAUACCACAUAUAUGAACCACUUCUGCCAAACAGCAGUUGUUACCUGAUAUGGUAAAGACAGAUGGAGGCUUCUGCCACUUAAUCUAACAAGUCUUUGCUUGUUUUACAGAGCUAAAUGCUGCUCAAAACUCUGUGCAGACAUCUGUGACUAAUAGGUUCUGUGGUAUUGAUAGCAGUGGUGUUACCCUCUUAUGUGGGGAAAGCUAACGGCAAAGGGCUGGUGCUAACUGUCCCCUCAUGUUACAGUCCAGUCCAGGAAACACCAAAGUAAAGGAAUAGCUUAAUUUGGAGAAUGUAAACAUGAAACUACCACUGCUUUUUUAUUGCUCUGAAAUGUGUGUUUUUCUUUAUAAAUGUAGAUAAUAGCUUGCAGAGGCUUUCUGGUACCAUAAGGCACAGAUUGGAAAGCGUUGCCAAGAGAAGUGGUGGAGUCUCCCUCUUUUGAGAUACUCAAAGGCAUCAGGACAUGGUCCUGGGCAACCAGCUCGGUGUGGCCCUUCUUGAGCAAGGAUGUGGGACCUCCAGAAGUACCCAUAGCCAUUCUGUGAUUUGAAAAGCAGUUUUUCAAGAGUGGGUUGAAAAUCAAGAAUAGAUACAUGUCUUUAAGGCCAGAUCAGCAAAGGUAUUUUUAAGUGAUUUGUUUCUUUAUAGUUACAGUAAAAUCAGACAAGUAACUAUAUGUAACUGAACCCUGGUAAUUACAGGUGUUUUUACUACAAGCUGGGAAGUUACCCUUUAGGAAUGAGUUAAUUAUGUCUUAGAAUAAUUGAGCUAACCACCUGAUAAAAUUGUGAGAAAGAAGACCGUUAUCCUGAUAUGGAUAACAAAAGGCAUUUCUUCUGGGAAACAUUAACACUGUUACACAAGCUUCGAGGAUUUUUUUUACCUGCAUUACUGUUCAAUUCUGUUGAUUUAUUUGGUGAGACAUUCAAAAGAAUAGAUAAAAGGUGGAAACAAAAAUGUUAAAGGUAAUUGAAAGCCUGUAUCAGAUGAGACUAGUAAAUAGUCUAGAGAAUAAUUGUUUAAAAAUAUUUUGCACAAAGAAGGGAGCCUACUUUAAGAGGGUUAAAUUCACUGCAGGAAAUUUCAGGAGUUUGUAAACAGCAUGAAUUUAUUUUUGUUUUUGUUUUUUUUUCUUAUUUUGCUUUUAUUUUUCUUCUUUUAGUUGUUUUAAGUAAGUACAACAAAGACAUUUUCAGAUGGAGCUCAAUGAGUUUGUAGAAGUAAUUAUUCCAGGUGGUUGUCUUUAAUAAAAAUAAAGUGUUUC
This is a messenger RNA of Apus apus (common swift), 5576 nucleotides long. Its product is annotated as zinc finger protein 845-like. The transcript is spliced from 3 exons. The record is from RefSeq and is a predicted model, not a curated record. NCBI's taxonomy places the organism in Eukaryota, Metazoa, Chordata, Aves, Apodiformes, Apodidae. Bases 26 to 3433 code for a protein of 1135 amino acids. Gene Ontology annotation, biological process: regulation of DNA-templated transcription. Gene Ontology annotation, molecular function: RNA polymerase II cis-regulatory region sequence-specific DNA binding; DNA-binding transcription factor activity, RNA polymerase II-specific.